Molecule: messenger RNA, 14755 nt
Organism: Amblyraja radiata (thorny skate)
Lineage: Eukaryota; Metazoa; Chordata; Chondrichthyes; Rajiformes; Rajidae
Product: ATP-binding cassette sub-family A member 13
Exons: 64
Coding region: 170-13744 (4524 amino acids)
Biological process (GO): lipid transport; transmembrane transport
Cellular component (GO): membrane; intracellular membrane-bounded organelle
Molecular function (GO): lipid carrier activity; ATP hydrolysis activity; ATP binding
Source: RefSeq, a predicted model, not a curated record
UGUCCACUUGUCUGAGUGCAAGCGAGGAGUGCGGGUGCGGGACUUCAGUCGCCUCGCAUUUUCAACGCGUUGACCUUGAGGAGAUUAAAUCUCAGCAAGUUUCUCACCAGCGGCAAAAACCAGCGAGUUCACGGAUUGUACACCUUCAGGGGAAUUAAAACUCGCCACCAUGGCGAGAUUUAUUCGCCAAUUCUCCGUGUUAUUUUGGAAAAACUGGCUUACUCGUUUGCGUCAACCGGUGCUGUCCCUGUCAGAGAUCAUCUGGCCAUGUCUCCUGUUUCUCAUUCUGCUUGGAGUGAGAGUUCAACAUUCCCCUCUUCAACGAGAUAAUUGUUAUGUGGAGCCACGGACUUUGCCCAAUGGUGGACUUUACCCCUUCAUUCAAAGUAUUUUUUGUGACAUUGGUUCUAGCUGUCAUAAUGUAUCAUUCACAGAAGCAAGGGACAUUGCUCAAAAAUCCAGGUCAUCACUAAGCCUUACAGUGGGUAGUGGGUCCGAUCUGCUGAUAACAGUCGAAGAACUUGGAAAGCAAAUCAAUGGAACCAUACAACAAGCAUCCAACCUACAGAACAAAAUAAAUGAAUUGCUUGGACCAACAGGUGAAACUGCGAAUCUUGGACCAUCCUUGAUGGCUCUGAAUGAAAUGGAGAAAAUCACUUACGUAAUAGAAAGAAUUCACAAUGAAACAUAUACCUGGGAAAUUCUGUUUAAUCUUCCAAACCUGUUGGAUGUACUGACGAAUGAAGACUUUUUAAGCAGCGGGAUUGGUAUCAUGGCUGAAAUGCUGAUGAAUCUAAAAAGAUUAUUGGAAUCAGUGAAAGACCUGAUCAGUCCAUCUGAUGAGAAUAUAUAUUUGGAUGUAGAUGCCACGUUCAACCUGACUAUCAGUGCAAUGGACAUUGUGCGCUAUGUUUAUACUCAAGUCAUGAAACUGGAUCUGAAAUUGAUGGAUAUUUUGUGGAAUCGUGAAACAGUGAAGUCAAUAUUCAUAAAUAAAUUUAAGCUGGAUCCCAAAGAUGUUGAGCUGCUGAUGAAUAUGUCCAUUAAUAUAUACCAGUUUCCCAUCCUGCAAAAUAUGAACAAUUUCCAAUCAUAUGUGGACAUCAAGGUGAUCAAAUUUUCAGGAAUACCUCACUAUUUUUCACAGUACGUCUCACGUAUUCUGUUCACUUCCAUUGACAAGUUGAAAAUCAUGAAACAGAUCUUUUAUCAUUUGGAAAACAAUGGAGUAGUUGAUUUCUUGGCGACCAAGUUUGAUGAAAUGUUGGCAGCAUUAAUAAGACCUUUGACAUUCAACCAGGAUUUAAACACAACUACUUCAAUACAACAGACUAUUUACCUAAUCAGAAACAUCACUCAUCUCACCUUGCAGUUUAAAAACAAUGCAUCAUCAGAAGAGUUACAAAAGUACCAAGACAAUCUGGAGUCUAUGCCACAGUGGCCUUGGAUCAAGAAAAGGCUCAUAUUAGACAAAUUAUUCAGAGACAAUUAUAUUGAAUCCAUCAACUUCAAGAAAGAUAUUUUUCUUCUAAUGAAGAAAGUGUACUUCAGCGUGGGUGUGAAUGAUGUGAGCCGGAUUAUUAUGGAUGCCGAUACCCUAAUAUCAGAAAUGAAAUCGAACCGGACCAAAAAUGUAACCAUCACAUGCAGUGAAAUUGUCUUGAAGAUGAAAGAUGUUCUCAAUCUUCCAGAGAAGUUAUUUUUAAAUACAACCUUAACGUCUCUUGCCUGUGGGCAGGAUCUGCUCGGUUUUCCCUGGAGAACAAAUAACUUCCUUAAGGCUCAGAACAUAUGGCUUGAUGCAAUAACGAAUGGUGUGCAACCGGAAUUUCACAUCACAGUCGUAGAUAUGUACAAAGGCUGGCAUGAAGUAUUUGCAGCAUAUGACUCCUACUACAAAUUCAGCGAAGAUUUCUUUUCUAGCUUUUCAGAAAAUGUGACAAUAAAUUCUGAGCUUUGGAAAAAUUUUGAAUUCAGCACUUUACAUCAAAAUCUCUUGUGGAACCUGGUCUUUGAUAUGUUUGCUGCACAUGGAUCUGCAAUGGAGAGCAGUGAUUGCUGGCCAGGCAUAGAAAAGUGCGUUAGAGCAAUGUGCUGGGUGAUAGAAAGCUCAAACCAACCACUUGAAGGAAAUGGAUGUGAUGAAGGGAAAAUCAACUGGAGAAAUCUGUUAAACGAGACUCUGAUAUUUGUACAGAAUGCUCAAAAUGAUUAUGGCACAUGGCAGAAGUGGUUUCUGAAUGCAAUGCUGAAGUUUUUAAAUCGCCAAAGCAUAAUAAAACUAAGUGCAGAUGAUAUACAGAUCAUCAGUCAAAUCUUUAAUGAGAACAACACUAUGCUUGGAAAAAUCCAAGGAUUACAGUCAGUUGCAAAGAUUAUUUUGGAGAAUACACAACUGUGGAUGAGCAACUAUUUCAAAACAGAAGCUGAUACAUCUUCAAUCAUGGAUGCUUUGCUUGAAUUUAUACAAGUAAAUAAUGGCAACUUUAAUGUCUCCAAAAUAAAGGUUUUAAUGAAUCAAUUGUCAAAAGGACUGCCAUCAGAAUUUGUUGAAUUAUCCAACAUUGUGCUCAGUGCACUAGAAAAGGGAAUAGAAGAUGCAACAAUUUCCAACCCCUUCCAAGAUCAGAUCAACAGAUUUAAUGCUAUGUGGUCCAAUUUGCAGAAGAUACUCUACAAUUCCACAGACCUUUCAACAAAAGGUUUAAAUUUCUUCUGGAAUUUUACUUCUUCAUUAUGGAUUGGAUCAACCGAAGCCAACCCAGAUUAUGUCGAAGUUGCUAAAAUGUUUUUACAAUAUUUGAACAAUCUUGGUUUGCUCCCUCAAGAACAACUUUCUUCUGUAGUGGAUGCCAUCAGCACAUCAAAAAAUGUUGCAGUAAAUGGGUCUUCUACUCAAAAUCUAACUCAUCUGCAAGCUAUGGAGCUGCAGUUAUUCAGGGUUUUGGAAGCAAUGGAUAGAGAAAAUAAAACACAACUUCUGGAGACAUUUUAUAAUAUGAUUCAAGCAGUUUUAACAAUGUCAAAUGCAACUGAUCUCUCAUCAUUGGUAACUGCAUUCGGGACUAAUUCUGAAGAUGUUUUCAUUUUUCUUGAGCAGUUUAGCGCUGAUGACAUUGGUGAGGCGCUUGAAACAGUUGCAAAAAUUAUUGCUGUUUUUCACAACAUGUCAAAGGACAAUCUUGCUGAAAAUGUAUUGAAACUGUAUCUCUUUGCUCAAUCGGAAAUAGAAGGAAACGCCACAAUUACAGGACCAGCCCAACAACAGAUAAAAGAAACAAUUGCAAAUCUCACAGAAGCUUUCCGUAAUAAUACAAACAACAUUACUUGCUUACUGUUACAAGCACUGCAGUCUUCAUCUGUCCCAAUAUCUGAUCUUUGGUUGACACAAUAUUGUUCCAUGUAUAAUCCUGCAAGAAAAAUACGGUCUUUGGACAAUGGCUCUAAUUCACAAACAAGUGAAAAUUUAUAUAAUUCCUUUGUGGAAAACAUGAUCAUCAGCUUAACGCAUACAAAUAGAGAAACAGCUUUAUCCACUUUAUCAUGUAUGGCAGAUUUGUUUCUGUUUUGGACAGAUAUCAUAGAAGAGGUAGCAGUACAAAUGCAUAUGGAUUUUACUGCAGUUAAUCACCUUCGUACGGGCCUAGUGGAGAUUUCAGAAAAUCUGAAUCAAACAUCAGAAUGUACUAAUUAUGUUGUAAAAAACAACAUCGUUGCACUGAACUUCUUUCUGCAGAACAUCACUUCCACAGCUGGCUUUAACCUUCAGAACUUGUACCAAGUGAAAAUGAAUAAUGUAAUUAUCUUACAGCAGAUCGUGAAUUCAGCAUUUCCAUUUCCAGUUGACAGCAACCAGCUCCAACAUCUUUCAGAAGUUAUGGAGGACAUGUUCAGUUUGUUUCAAGGUCAAAAUAUUAAUUAUUGGAACAGUAUUUCCAAAUUCAUAGAAACCCUUGGACCAAUGUGGCAUUUGGAAGGCCCUCAGCAGGAAAUGUUCUAUUCAGUCCUUUAUGCUUUUGGAAACUUAGAUUCCACCACUGAUUUGUCAGGUAUUGAAAUGGUCUUCAGGAAUAUUCUUACAUUUUCUAACAGCAUUGUUAACAUGGACUACUAUGUUCAAAAUUUGAAAGAGUUCUUCAGCUUAAUGACAAAAUAUGAGAACAGCAGUGACCAGUUUCCAUACAAAGCCUCAGUGGUGUUAAUGAAGCAGUUAAUGCUCUCUAACAACUCAAAUACAGGGGGAAAUGAAAGGGGAAAAAUGUUGCAGUGGCUGAAUGUGAUGACGAAUACCAAUCUUUCUGAUCUCUCACUUUCAUUUCUGGCAAAUAUAUCUAAAGUUCCAAUCUACAGAUUAAACAUAUUGGAAAUGGAUAACAAAAUGAGGCGGAUAAAGGAAGUAAUUUUCCAAGUGCAGAAUUUAACGGAGCGGCUCAAUAGUCAAAAUGCAUCUUGCACUUAUUACUAUGAUAUCAUUGCUUUACUGGAAAUGAUGUGUCCUAGUUCUAAUCCACGCAAAAAUGAAAGCUUUCAGGUUCUCAGGAUGUCCAUUGAAUUAGCAUAUAAUAUGUUUAAUAAUAAAAACAUGUCAUAUGACUUAAUUGAAGAGUUGAUGAAACAGAUUCAAAGCCGAGGAAAUAGUAGUGCAACAGCAGAAGUGAUGUUUGGCCGACUUAGUAAAUUUGUCAGCAAGAAUGUUACCCUCCAUGAAUGGUAUUCACCAAUCUUUACGGAUCCUCAAACAUUUUUUUUCAAAGACAGACGAAACAUGAUUCCUUUAUUAUUGAGUAGGUUAUUGCAACGUUUCUCAAAUGCUCCUGACGACCAGAUUACCUUGCCAGAAAAUAUAACUGAUGUAAUUUACAAUCUUACAACAACCUUACAGUCGAUCAAAGAUAUAUAUUCCAUGAAAGAGCAACUCAAGCAAAUGAAUGCUGACCUUACACGGAUCAUUAAAGGCAUAAACGGAACUGAGGAUAUAGAUGCUAUAUUGACAAGACGGGCAAGAAUUUUGAAAUAUAUGCCAGAAGUUCAAAACAUGACAAAUACUGUACGUGCCAUCAGAUUAAUUUUACUAGAGACUGGAAAUGAGAAUUUUCCACAAACUAUAGCCAUUAUUUCUGAUGGAAUUACACUUGUGCAAAAUCUUACUACCAAGAAUGUGAGUCAAACAUUGCAAGCUCUUCACUUGUUUGCUUUGGCCCAUCAACCUGAUGGCCUAAACCCUAGCCAAGGAAACCAGGCUGAACUUAACGAGAAAGUGAUCAGAUUGAUACAGGAAAUUUCUGUUUCGACUAAUUCAUCAUUGGCAGCACAAUGUUUGCCUGUGGCUGUCUGUAACUUGCUGUCAGAGGGUGCAUCCCUUAAUGAUAGUGAUCACAUUUUUAAUGGUUGUAACUUAAAGGCAAUGCAAAAUCUCAGUACAGCUUUGAAUUUGGCAGAUGAUAUUAAACAGCUCAUUGGUAGAACUGCCCAAGGAUCGGCAAAGGUAGAAUGUCUUGGAAGCACCGUUUCUGCAGAUGUCCUUCAGCAAGUAGGUUGUGUUCUUCAGCAGUAUGAAGAGUGGAACACAAUUCUGGUCAACAUAUCUAAGAUUUAUGGCUUAAAGUGUCCAGUUCUAAUAAAACUGCAAGGAAUUUGGAAUAAUUUUUCUUAUUUCGGAGUUUCCAACAACUCAAAUUGCUCAAUUAUAAAAUUAAGGCAGGCUGAUAAACUGCUGACCUUGAUUGGUAAUACGACUUUGACGAAUAUGACUUCUGCUGAACAAAUGAUUUAUAUUCUAUCUGAUGUAAGGGACACAGUGCAUUCAAUGACUGGCAACAAAUCAAAAUCCGUACAGAGCACUGUUAAUAUUAUGAUCAAUUAUUUUAAAAAGGCAGGACAAGAACUACCCUUGAAUUUCAAAGAAAGUACCUCAACGCUGAUUUAUUCUGUACAGUCAUUAAUUUCAAUAUCAGAUUACAAAAACGAUGACUUGACAUCAGUGCUGAAUGACAUACUAGAUUGCCUUAAUGCAAAUAUUAAUUUGAUUGAUUUUUUGGAGACCCUGUCAACAGAUAUUAACAAAAUAUUAAUUGACAAUAUGAUGAAUCCUGAAAUGAGAGACCUAUUGCCAGCUGCAGACAACAUAAUUAACUUCCUGAGAAAUAUGACAACAGGGGAUUUCAUUGACCUCGAUGUGGUGCAACUUAAUGCAACACUGAAUGAUGUGGAGGAGAUUCUGGAAGGAAUGCAACUGAUGUCCAACAAUACUGGUAAAAACCAUCUCAAAUUAAUUAACAUCAUUAAAUAUUUUCUAAAAGGACAAAACGCCCCUCAAGGAGAUAUUGAGCUGUUUAUAAGAACUUUGAGCCUGAUGUGCAAUAUUUCACAGCUGCUAAUGGGCCCUGAUGCAUCUGGUUUUAAUGUCUAUCCAAAUUUUCUUCCUUAUAUCAUCACUGUACUUUCCAAUGAGAACAUUAACCAAAGCGUCAAUGAUUUGCAAAAUUUAAGUGAUUUUUUGGAGGAAAUUUACUUGGAUUCAGAUCUUCCAACUGAAUUUCAGCAAGUAAUGGUAUACAAGGUAGCUGCAAUCCUAAAUCAAUUGCUGCCAAUGAACCAAAAAAUACCUAUGAAUUACACAGAUGUCACCAGUAAUGUUUUGCUGCAGAUUCUAGAAAUUGACUUUAAUGGAAAAGGCAAAGACUCUGAAUUCAGACAAAAGACAUUGAAAUUGAUGGAAUUGCUCAAAGACUUUCUUGAUGGAGUGCACGGGUAUGAUCCUAUGAAGGACGCACUAGGAGAGGCCUUCGGAGUCAUCAAACUGUUCUUUAACUUUACUGAGGAUCUCAGUCAGGAAAACAUUUUCACAAGUUUGGAGGCUAUGUGUCAGUUUGAAUGGUUUGGCAAGUACUUGACAUUAAAGAAAUCGCAUCUCCUACAGUUAAAGCUGCUCAACCUCUUAUUGGAAAAAAGGUACUUUGUUAAUGAUGUCAUCUGUAUACAGAAAGAAUGUCAAAAGUUUGGAAGUCAUCAAAUUCAUAUAAUGACUGAGUUAUUCACUUUAAUGGCUGAAUUUAAUGAGACUGUACAAGAAGAACUUUCUGCUCCAGUCCCAGAAGGCUGUCUGAACUAUAUCAAUUACCAAAAGCAAAUACAAAUUGCUGUAAAUCAAACAAAAGAGGCAAUGAAUGAUGCAAUGGAAAACUACAACUGCCAAUGUGAAUCGACUCAAUCACUGCAUAUUCAACUGAUCGAAAGUUUUGAAGCCCUGUGCCAGAUUGAUUUUUUUGGUAACCAUCUAAAAUUAAUGAAAGAAAAUCUCUAUCAAUUGAAGUUUCAAAAUCUCUAUUCAGAAAAAUUGUACUUAAUUAAUGAUAUAGCGUGUGCAAUGGAGACCUGCAAAGGGAAUAUUACAGGAAAUAUAUUCCAUGCAGUGACAGAACUGCUUAAUUUUACGACUGACAUCAAAGCGGUUAUCGAUGAAGUUUCCACUCCAACACAGAAUGACUGUGAGAGUUAUUUUAAUUAUUACAAGCAAGUGCAAAUUGCCUCUAAUCAGACAAAGCAAAGAAUAGAGAAUGCACUGAUGAACCAAAACUGCCAAUGUGACGUAACUCCAUCACUGACCAAACAGCUGUAUGAAAGAUUUAAAUAUGCUGUUAGAACCCUUGGCCAACUAUCAACAAAUAGUUCCACUAUGAUAGCACUUGAAAACCUUGGAACUUUUCAAGAUUUACACAUAGAGAGUUGUGUGCAAAACAUCACUACUCUGAAAACACAGUUGCAGCAGAUCAGCAACAUUUCAUUUGAAACCAUUGAUGCAUUACUGAGGGCAAACGUCAGUCUUUCAGAGUUAAUUCUUCGUACUCAUGCCACUGCAGACAGAUGUGAUGAGAAAAACAUAGCUCGAAUGUUGUCCUUUCCAGCUGGUGUAAAUACAUCAGCUGUGGCUGCACAAUUAUGUUCUUUGUCAUUUCGGGACCGUCAUAAAUUUAUUUUAACCAUCAGUCGUGGCAUGGAUGUAAGAUGCUUCAUUUAUAAGGCCUUUCUGCCAUUGAUGAUUAGCCCUGAAGCCAAUCAAAUCAUUCAGAGUAUCCUGGAGAUUUUCUCUGACAUUGGUGCCCUUGCUUCUCAAUCACUACAGUUCCUGGAUCUUGUUCCCAAGCUUUUGGACUCUGUCAGGAACAUGAAUCUUCCAUCUCUUAUCGAAAUAGAUGAGCCUGUUCAAGCAAGGUCUCUGGCAAAUAAUCCAUCUUCUAUUCGAAAUGGCAUCUUCAAAGGAAUAUGUAAAACAAAGUCAAACGGACUAUUUGACGAAGGCUUGCCAUUCUCAGACCUCCCUCCAAUUGAGAAGCUCACUGAGGAAGAUUACAUCAAAUACAAGAUUCCUACAAACACCACACCUUACUGCCGGGACUUUUAUGAGGAUAUUAUAAAAUCACCAAGUGGGCCAUUGUUGUGGACUUUCAUGAAGCCGCUGCUUCUUGGUUAUAUACCAUACUCUCCCAGUACACCAGAGAUCCUGACGUUGAUGGAUAAGGCUGAUGGGAUACUGGAUACAGUUGAAAGCCUGAAGAUCUAUUCAGAAGUAUGGUUGAAAGCUGUGGAAUCUUUAUCUGUUCCAGAAACCCCAAUGUUGGAUGAACUUCAGGAGGCUUUGCAAAAUAAUUUUGUACGCAAUUUUAUUGAGAGCCAAACGAAAGUUAAAGUUGAAGAUCUCUUGAAAGCAUUACAAGAUUAUGAGAAUGUGAAGAAUAUUAUUGUAACCGAUCCAGUCGCAAAACAGGUCACUAUUCUCUCAGAGUUGAUGAUUAAUGUCUCAUCCUGCAUAUCAAUUAAACGCUUCAUACCUCUGAAAUCAAAAGAAGACUUGGAGGAAAAAGUGAAAGAGCUAAUGGCAGAUAACACCUUCCUAGCUGGUGUAACAUUCGAUUAUGAUAAUGAUGGCAACACCUCGAGAAGGGCACGAUCAUUGUCCUCUCCACUUCCAUCUCGACUGAAGUACACUAUUCGGACCAACAUUCUGCACAGCAUGACAACGGAUUUGCUGGAAAAUCCCAAAUGGAUAUCUCAGCCCAAACAUAUUCCAACAGAAAGCCGCCGCUACAACCUUGUCUUUAUUCCAUUGCAGGAUAUGAUUGAGCGAGCGUUCAUUGAAGUGCAGACUGGUCAAGAUAUUUCUAGUACUGCAGUACAGGUGGCAGCAAUGCCAUAUCCCUGCCACAAAAAUGAUCAGUUUCUCAACAACAUAGGCUUCUUUCUUCCAUUGCUAAUGAUGCUGGCGUGGUUGAUUUCCAUGGCUUCCCUGGUGCGGAAUCUUGUGUUUGAAAAGGAGCUUAGGCUGGAAGAGUACAUGAAGAUUCUGGGAGUGAAACCGGUAACCAACUUUCUGGUCUGGUUUUUGGACAACUUCAUCAUCUUGAUAUUCAGCAGUGCUGCCAUCACUAUUAUCCUUAAAGCAGGCCACAUUCUCCCAAACAGUAAUGGAUUCAUAGUUUUCCUCUAUUUUGUGGAUUUUGGAGCUUCAGUUAUUUCAUUGGGCUACUUGAUUUCAACCUUUUUCAGCCAUGCUAAUACAGCAGCCCUCAGUGCCUGUUUGCUCUACAUCAUUACCUUCUUUCCCUACAUGGUUUUUGUUGUCGUACAGAACCAGCUCAACUUUACCAGCCAGAUUCUAAUCUGUCUCUUAUGCACAACUGCAUUCAGCCAGGGAGCCUAUAUUAUCACUCUUUUUGAAGGGGAAGGACCAGGAAUCCAAUGGAAUAACAUGUAUGAAGUCAUUGGGAGUGCAGAUAAUGUGUCUUUUGCGUGGGUUUGCUGGAUGAUUGUAAUCGAUUCACUGAUAUAUCUCAUUCUUGGCUGGUAUCUACAUAACAUCUUCCCUGGUAAAUGUGGAACCCGCAGACCUUGGUAUUUCCCAUUCACAAGUUCGUAUUGGAUGAAUCUGCAUAGUUGUGCAAAAAGACAUGAUAGGAAGAUAGGAGAAGGCUACUGGGCACAAAAUCUGAACAAUUACAACCAGCAAAUGAAUGCAAAGGAAGAUCAUUUGGAUUAUAUGAACUUGCCUGUGAAAGAAGCGAAGCCCAUUAAGUUGGAGAUCGGCGUAGCUGUAAGGUCUCUCACCAAAGCUUAUAGGCACAAUAAAAAAGUAGCCGUUAGCGACUUGAACCUUGAUUUCUACAAAGGAGAAAUUACAGCUUUGUUGGGACCCAAUGGAGCAGGAAAGACAACAACAAUGUCAAUGUUAACUGGCUUGCACCAGCCUAGCUCUGGAGUGAUCUAUGUUAAUGGAAAGAAUAUGAAUCGAGAUUUGUCAGCCAUUAGGGAAGAGCUGGGAGUGUGCCUACAACAUGAUGUCCUCUUUGAGAGCUUAACUGUGCAUGAACACUUGGUGUUAUAUGGUGUAAUAAAAGCACCACGGUGGACAAAACAAAAGCUGCUUGAAGAGGUGAACAUUGUACUUGACAAUACAGGAAUUCGUCAAUAUCAAAACAAAUGUGUGAGUACUUUGUCUGGAGGAACAAAGAGAAAGCUCUCUUUAGCGAUUGCAUUUAUUGGAGGUUCCUCUACUGUAAUUUUGGAUGAACCCACCAGUGGCAUUGAUCCUUGCUCUCGACGUAAAAUCUGGGAUAUAAUAUUGAAAUACAGAGAAGGUCGAACAAUAAUUUUCACCACUCAUCAUUUGGACGAAGCUGACAUCCUGAGUGAUCGAAUUGUCAUUCUCGAAAAUGGCCAGUUGAAGUGCUGUGGUUCUCCUUCCUAUCUGAAGGAAGUACAUGGUCAUGGUUACAGUCUCAUUAUGUCAAAAAAGCCUUCUGCAGCAGGAUCUCGUGAGUCAUGUGAUGUUGGCCUUGUUACCUCUCUGGUAAAGGAACAUAUUCCACAGGCCUUUCUCAAAGAAAAUGCCUUUGGAAAUUUGACAUAUGUCAUCCCCACAGCGGAAGAUAAAACUGCUUAUGAGAACUUGUUGCAUGCUCUGGAUGAAAACAUGGAAAACCUACAUUUAAGCAGCUACAGCAUCUCCGAUACUACACUGGAAGAGGUUUUCAUGAACUUGCUACAGAAUGAAACCAAUUCAGUGCAGGACCAUGACCAGGAUAGCGAGUCUCUAAAGUCUGAGAGCACAGAAUCUACUGGGCGCGACAGUGUGGCAUUUGUUGAAGACCCAAGGGUGACUGGCAUAAGACUGGUUUUUAAUCAGAUGGCAGCUCUGAUGAUUAAACGUUUUCAUCACACACGGAGGGAUUGGAAAGGAGCCAUUGCCAACCUGCUGCUUCCUGUUCUCUUUGUCAUUUUAGCAAUGGCUCUAUUCAGUGUUAAGCCUUUAUCUUCUGAAUACCCUUCACUUCGAAUGUCACCGGAUAUGUAUCAGGAUUCAGAUGUUACCUUCUUCAGUUCUGACAAGAUGGACUAUCAAAACCUGACUGCAAAGUUGCUGAAGUCUUUCAACAUAAAUGAACCCUGCACCGGCCAAGCCUCUAAUUGGAAUAAUGUUCCAUGCUGGUCGAAUGGACCUUCAAACCCACAAUAUUCCAUGGAAAAGUGUAAAUGUGAUCAAGGUCAUCAGCAAUGUCCUGCAACAAAUACCACAGUGCCCAAUUUCAGAAACAAUGAUGGAAACUUCCUGUACAAUCUCACGGGCUACAAUUUGGAACGCUACUUAAUUUCAACCGAAAACAGCUUUGGAGUAAAAAGAUUAGGAGGAUUUUCAAUUGGAGAAGAACCACCCAAGGAUCUCAAAGGAAACAAUUUGAGUCAAAUUGAUAUUAAUUCUUUAGUGAAGGUAUGGUAUAAUCAAAGGGGCUUUCACGCAGAACCAGCACUCCUAAACCAACUCAAUAACCUCAUCCUCCGGGCCAACCUACCAACAGAUGCUAACUGGACAGAUUAUGGAAUUACAUUAUACAGCCAUCCUUAUCGUGGUGCUCUUCUGAAUGAUGACAAAAUCUUGGAGAAUCUUCGACAGUGUGGAGUUGCGUUCUGUAUCCUUCUGGGCUUUUCUAUUUUGACAGCAAGCAUUGGCGGCUACAUUGUACAAGAUAGACUCACUGGGCAGAAAAGGCUACAACAUAUCUCUGGUCUGGGUUACAGACUGUACUGGAUCACAAACUUCCUGUGUGAUAUGAUCUUGUAUAUGGUCCCCGUGGUGCUGUGCAUUUGUGUCUUUGCAGCUUUCCAGUUUCCAGCUUUCACUUACAGAGCCAAUCUAGGAGCCACGUCCCUACUCCUGAUCUUAUUUGGAUUUGCUACACUACCCUGGAUGUACCUCCUUUCAAGGUUCUUCACCAGUUCAGAUACUGCUUUUAUAACUUACACUGCAAUUAAUUUAGUGCUGGGACUUUGCACAAUUCUUGCAACCUAUCUUCCUCGCUUUCUGGGACUUCUAUCCAACAACAAGAAUUUACUGGAAAUUUACAAUGUACUUCGCUGGGCAUUCAUCAUCUUCCCACAGUUCUGCCUGUCCUUUGGGUUGGUAGAACUAUCCUACAAUCAGCUGCAAUUUGAUCUCACCAUGGAAUUUGGGAUAGACUCGUACAUGAGUCCAUUUAAGAUGGAAUACCUUGGCUGGAUCUUUGUUGCAAUAACACUGGAGGGAAGCUUUUUUAUUAUAAUUCGACUCCUGUUCCAAGGACAAUUAUUACACAAACUCAGAUGCAAUAAUUCUCAGGAUGCUGAAAAUACCAAUCACGAUGAUGAAGAUGUGAAACGGGAAUAUCAACGGCUUCAGAAUGGAGAAGCAAACAAUGACAUUAUACAGAUUCACAACCUAAAGAAAAGUUACCGUUUUCUAAACAAAAAUGUUAGAGCUGUAAGAGGAAUCAGCAUGGGAGUUCCGAUAGGAGAGUGCUUUGGUCUCCUGGGAGUGAAUGGAGCUGGGAAAACGACAACAUUCAAGAUGCUGACAGGAGAUGUAGGACCGUCUUCAGGACAUGCAACUAUUAGAACUACCACAGGAUCUGAACAAGAUAUUCUGGGUAGCAGUAUUGAUGGGACUAUGAUUGGCUACUGUCCCCAGUAUGAUGCAUUGGACGGUCUCUUGACUGGCCGGGAGCACCUGUGCUAUUAUGCUAGAAUCCGUGGCAUUCCAGAAAAGAUGAUCAAGAAAAGUAUUAAUGAUCUUGUUCAACGCCUGCAUCUAACCUUCCAUGUUAAUGAAGUAGUGAGAACUUACAGCGGUGGCACAAAAAGGAAGCUGUCAACAGCACUGGCAUUGAUUGGCAGACCUCAAGUUAUUUUACUGGAUGAGCCAAGCUCAGGAAUGGAUCCCGAAUCCAAACGUUUUCUUUGGAGAGCAAUCCUUAGUGAAGUGGAUGCUGGGUGUGCAGCCAUCUUGACAUCGCACAGUAUGGAGGAAUGUGAGGCCUUAUGUUCCAGACUUGCCAUAAUGGUAAAUGGAAAAUUCAAAUGUAUUGGCUCUCCCAAGCACAUUAAAAACAGGUUUGGCGAGGUUUAUACCGUUAAAGUAGUACUAAGUCAAAAAUCAACCAACUCAAUGGAGCUCACAGAAUUGCUGAUGUCACAUUUCCCAGGCACAACAUUGAAGGAAGAGCAUCAGUAUUCUUUGGAAUAUCAGGUGCCACAGAAAGACGUGGAGUUAGCAAAGCUGUUCCAUUUCCUUGAGAAUAACAAAGAACAACUCAACAUCAAACACUAUUCCAUAAGCCAAGCAACACUUGACCAGGUCUUCAUUAAUUUUGCUCGUCAAUUCGAGGAACGUCUGGAUCAAGCACCUGCAGAAAUAAACACAAGAAACCCAGACGUAUAGACCACAGUAAAAUAAAACGCUGAAAUUAAUUACAAGAUACUGACAUUACAGUGAAACAAAUUAAUGUUUUAUUCUCAGGAUUUGAUAGUUAAAUACCUGAGCCAUUUAUUUUACUGUCAACUGAAAAGAUUUUAUUCUAAAUUUAAAUUUGUCGAUCAAUCAUUUUGAUAAUGGAUUUUCAAAGCACUUUUUUGAAUGGUUCUAUUUUAUAUAUACCAUAAUUGGCGGAGUUUAUUAUUUAUUGGUUAAAUGCUUCCAAUUUUGGUGUAGUUAGCCUAAAGGAAAUUCAUCAAAUUAUAACCAUUGGAGUCAAAAUUAAUUCUUGUGCUAUUUUUCUAAUAAAACUUUCACUUAACGUAAUUUAAUUCUGUAACAUGAUUUUAAAAUUAAUGAUCUUAAGAAAAUAAAUAAAAUUCAAAGAAAUGUAAUCCAUGAAUGUAUACUUUUUUUCCCAUAAUCAAUGCAAUAAGCUGUUUAAUUUUGAUGGUGCAAAUAUGAGAUCAAACAAAUUGAUCCAUUGUCAAUGUCAUUUUUUUAGGAUGCAGCUACAAACAAUGUUUUAUUGGAGAUCUACUUGCAUUUAGUUCAUUAAGAUUUUGGAUAAAAAGGAAGUCCUUCCUCCCCCAAAUUUGCUCUUUUGACAUUCGGGCAGUUACAGCUCACAGUGGAUGCUGUUGUUUCAUGCAUGCUGGUUAAUGCAUGGUCACUCGGUUGAGUUGAUUCUCACACUCAAUUUUAACUUUAAAUCAUUUUUGUGAAUGCUCUGUGUACAUGGAUUAACGAGGCAAUAAUCUCCAGAUGUUCCAAGGUUUUUUUCUCAGGGUGAGCAUUAAUACAUUAAAAAGUGAGCUAACAUUGACUGUCGCAAGAUGUACUGAACAAAACUUAAUGUGUGCUUUCUUUUUAACUGAAUUCUUGGUGAACUAGACAGAUAUGUGUUGUAUGAAUCUAAUGUGGUCAUUUUAUAUAAACAUUAUAGUUAUUAAAUUGGUUAUUCUAUUAAAAGUGAAA